This is a messenger RNA of Epinephelus lanceolatus (giant grouper), 2039 nucleotides long. RefSeq names its product transcriptional adaptor 3 (NGG1 homolog, yeast)-like (gene tada3l). NCBI's taxonomy places the organism in Eukaryota, Metazoa, Chordata, Actinopteri, Perciformes, Serranidae. The record is from RefSeq and is a predicted model, not a curated record. Gene Ontology annotation, biological process: regulation of transcription by RNA polymerase II. Gene Ontology annotation, cellular component: SAGA complex. Gene Ontology annotation, molecular function: transcription coactivator activity.
UCUCGAAUAAAAUGUGUUUAAAUAAGAACUGUAUAACCUAAAUCUGACUUUGUUAAAUUAUUGAAUGAAGGUUUUAGCGGUAAUCUAUUUUUUUGUGCACCAUUACACAACAUGGUUUGUUCCGAUGAUACCAUUGUAGUAUUAAGCUAACGUAUUUACUGUGCUUUAAUUUUGUUUCGAUUAAUAAUAGCAUUAAAAAAGUACUGUAGUGUUUACUGUAAUGUGGGAUGAAUUUAACGCCCCUCUUUAAGUAUUCUUUUUUUCGGGAACAGGCUAUAUUUUCAGUUGAAUGUAAAACAAUAACACCCCUCGUUACCUACAAUGGUUUUUUCCAUCAUGGACGCCAUUCACUGACGUUAAUUCAGACAGUGCCAGGCCACACAGCAUCAUGAGUGAGCUGAAGGACUGCCCCCCACUCAAAUACUACGACUUCAAGCCCGUCGAGCAUGUCAAGGUUUGUCCCCGCUACACUGCUGUGCUCGGCCGCUCAGAGGACGAUGGCAUCGGCAUUGAGGAGCUGGACACCCUGCAGCUGGAGCUGGAGACGCUCCUGUCCUCAGCCAGCCGCCGUCUCCGAGCCCUGGAGGAGCAGAGACAGAUCCUCACAGACUGGCAGGACAAGAAGGGAGACAAGCGCUUUCUGAAGCUGGGAAAAGACCCGGACCCUGCCGCCUCUUCUCGCCACAAACCAAAGAAGCAGAAGUUGGAUGGCAAAGGCGGUCACGCACCUGGUCCAGGUCCUGGCAGACCCAAAUCCAAAAAUCUGCAGCCUAAAGUCCAGGAGUAUGAGUUCACUGAUGAUCCACAAGACAUUCCCCGCACUCCUAAAAACGAUGCACCCAACAGAUUUUGGGCAUCAGUCGAGCCAUAUUGUGCUGAUAUCACAAAUGAAGAAACACGGUUGUUAGAGGAGCUUCUGAAACCCCCGGAGGAUGAGGCUGAGUAUUACAAAAUUCCAGCUCUGGGGAAACACUACUCUCAGCGGUGGGCUCAGGAAGAUCUGCUGGAGGAGCAGAGAGAAGGAGCACGAGCCAACGACAAGAAGAAGAGUCUCAUGGGAGGGCCGCUGUCUGAGCUGGAUGCAAAAGAUGUCGACUCCCUGCUGAAGAAGUCAGAGUCCCAACAUGAAUCUCCAGAAGAUGGAUGUCCCUUCGGCCCUCUCACACAGCGUCUGCUCCAGGCCCUUGUAGAGGAGAACAUUAUAUCCCCCAUGGAGGAUUCUCCUAUACCGGACAUUUCAGGAAAGGAUGCUAACGAUGGCGCUGGGACUUCUCCUCGAAGCCAAGGAAAAGCUUUUAGUGUUCCUCACACACGCUCUCUGGAGGCUCGGAUCAAAGAGGAGCUGGUGGCUCAGGGGCUGCUGGACUCCGAGGAGCGACCUGGACCAGGAGGAGACUCUGAGGACGAGGUCCUGGCAGAGCUGCAGAAGAGACAAGCAGAGCUCAAAGCCCUGAGUGCUCACAACAGAGCCCGUAAGCAGGAGCUGCUCCGGUUGGCGAAAGAGGAGAUGCGCAAGCAGGAGCUGAGGCAGAGAGUCAGGGUGUCGGACAACGAGGUCAUGGACGGAUUUCGGCGAAUCAUGGCAGCCAGGCAGAAGAAACGCACUCCAACCAAGAAGGAGAAGGACCAAGCCUGGAAAGCACUGAAGGAGAGGGAGAGCAUCCUCAAAUUACUGGAUGGAUAGAGAGAGAAACAGUUUGUGUCUGUUUGUCAUCCAGAAAAAAUAGUUCCCCUACAGAUUGACACAGAACAGCUGUGACAGCUGUGAGAUGGUCAGUGAACAGCUAUAUUUAUGAUGAUGUAUGAUACAGUGUACUGCAGGUCUGUGUGAUUUGAGUAGGGACAUAUCUGUCAUAGUUUUUAUGUCAUGUUCAGCAGAAUGCUCAUGAUCAGUAACAGUUAGGUCACGUCAGAGACUUCCUCCCUUUUGUUUAAUUUUUUCUUUGUUGUUGAAUUUAUGUUGCUUUUUAUUUUUACCAUUGUAAUGUUAUGAAAACAGUACAAAUGAAUGUUUGAAUAAACAUAAAGACUUAAAGACA